This is a messenger RNA of Phaedon cochleariae (mustard beetle), 1968 nucleotides long. The record is from the annotation of a GenBank genome assembly. NCBI's taxonomy places the organism in Eukaryota, Metazoa, Arthropoda, Insecta, Coleoptera, Chrysomelidae.
AUGGCGAUGAGAAAUAGCAGCACAUACGAAGAAGCGACUGAGAUUAAGCCUAAAAAAGAAGGGGUGAUGAUCAAGAGAUCGCUGAACAAAAGAUUUUGGACGGUCGUCAAUUACAAGCAAAGAUCGUUCGUGCUGAACGAGAAGUUCCUGGUGUACUACGAACUCGAGGAUGAUUCAUCGAAAUUGCUGAAGCGUGAAGAAAAAGGCCGAAUCCUUCUAGAAACUGUCCACACUGUAGAAAUUGCCACGAAUUUCUUCACAAAGGAAGAAAUCGGCGUUAGUGAAGAGGUAUGGCCAUUCCUUUUGGGUUAUCAGGUUAAGGGAAGGGACUAUUUAUUAUUCCUCUGCGCAUUGAGAAAGGAAGACAGGAUCGACUGGAUCUUAGCUAUUAGAGAAGCUUGUCUGAACAACAAGACCAUCAAAAGCGAGUUCCAUCCUGCUCCUUGGAUAAGCAAAAAUUGGGCUUGUUGUGGCAGUACCGUGAGAUAUUCAGAGGGUUGCAGGAAAUGUGGAGAUUGGGCUAGUAUUAGGAGUCUCAGCUCUCUGGACGUCAGCACCCACUCCAAUAACACAAUGCCUGGAGAAGGUACCCCUGGCACUCCAUCAUCGAAGCAGAAAGAAAAAAUAAUGCCGCGGACGAAAGUAGUCGCCCUGUAUAAUUACAAAGCCAUUGAAACCGGAGAUCUAUCGCUCGAGAAGAAUCAGGAAUAUGAUGUUAUAGACGAUUCCCAAGAACAUUGGUGGAAAGUCAAAGACACUAAGGGGAAUGUGGGGUUUAUUCCAAGCAACUACGUGAAGGAGAAGGAAUCCCUAGGUUUGCAACAAUAUGAAUGGUAUGUCAACGAUAUGUCCAGACAAAGGUCCGAAUCCACCUUGAAGCAUGAAGACAAAGAAGGAUGUUUCGUCGUCAGAAAUUCUUCUACCAAAGGUCUUUAUACAUUAUCCCUCUACACAAAAAUACCUCACCCCCACGUCAAACACUACCAUAUCAAACAAAACUCGAGAGGGGAAUUUUUCCUUUCCGAAAAGCAUUGCUGCCAAUCUAUACCGGACCUGAUAAACUAUCACAAGCACAACAGCGGUGGUUUGGCUUCUCGAUUGAAGACUAGCCCCUGCGAUAGACCAGCACCAGCCACUGCUGGCCUCAGUCAUGAUAAAUGGGAAAUAGACCACGAUGAUCUAAUGCUUCUGGAGGAAUUGGGUUCUGGACAAUUUGGGGUAGUGAGAAGAGGAAAAUGGAGAGGAUCUAUUGACGUCGCUGUGAAAAUGAUGAAGGAAGGCACAAUGUCCGAAGAUGACUUUAUUGAAGAGGCCAAAGUGAUGACAAAACUCCAGCAUACCAACUUGGUACAACUUUAUGGCGUUUGUAGCAAAAAUAGACCAAUUUUUAUAGUCACCGAAUACAUGAGGUAUGGGUCACUGUUGAAUCACCUAAGGAGACAUGAACAAUCUUUGAGCAGCAAUCAAGGCCUUCUUCUGGAUAUGUGCAUACAAGUGUGCAAAGGUAUGGCAUAUUUAGAAAGGCACAACUACAUACACAGAGACUUAGCUGCCAGGAACUGUCUGGUUGGAACAGAUAACAUAGUAAAAGUAGCCGAUUUCGGAUUAGCAAGAUACGUUCUGGACGAUCAAUAUACAUCUUCCGGUGGUUCUAAAUUUCCCAUCAAAUGGGCUCCACCUGAAGUGCUGAACUAUACUCGAUUUUCUUCAAAAUCCGAUAUAUGGGCAUAUGGUGUGCUGAUGUGGGAAGUGUUUUCUUGUGGCAAAAUGCCUUAUGGAAGGUUGAAAAAUGCUGAAGUUGUCGAGAGAGUUCAAAAAGGCUUGAUUUUGGAAAAACCAAAGGCCUGUUAUAAAGAAGUAUAUGAUGUAAUGAGAAAAUGCUGGGCCCACCUGCCGGAGAACCGGCCUUCUUUCAAGGUGCUCAAAGAGACCCUGGUCGGGAUAUCGCAGCGCAUCGUGGUCGACUGA